CGAGUUUUCUGUGUGCUGCUUGUAUGGUCUGACAAUUUGCUGUUGUAGGGCUGUGGAAGGUUCCCGGCGGCGGCUGUUAAAUCGUUCCAUUAAUAGAGUGAUCUCCUCUCCUCACCCCCGGAGACCUGACAGUAGGCACCUGACUGAAACUACGAGGUGGUCUGCCUGAAAAAAAAAAAAGGCGGAUCUCAGCGGCCUGCUGUCAGUGACGGUAUCCGGGGGGAGAGGGGAGGUAAUCGGUGACACGGAAAACAGUGUUACAAACGGAGGCCGACAGUGACGCACUCAGAGUCGGUGCAGAUUGUAUCGAGAGAGCCCUGGACCUGGUUAAGGGCAGAGGAAGAAGGUUACUGGGUUCUUCCUUGGCCGGGUUUUGAUGAGGAUGAACCCGCGAAGGGAAUCCGGAUCCUCCUCGGCAGCUUCACUCACUAGCGGCUGAGACUUCCCAACACACCAGCGGUAUUUAUGAUUGAUGAAUAAUCCCUUUUUCACGUGCCAGCUUCGGUUAGAUAAAACAGCUGAUGUACAAAAGCAGGAAUUUGCUUUCUACUGCUGAAUGAUGAUAGGUAUGGCAUCACAGCUGCAGGUGUUCUCCCCUCCUUCAAUAUCGUCCAGUGCCUUCUACAGUGCGAAGAAACUCAAAAUCGAGCCUUCCGGCUGGGAUGUUACCGGACAGGGUAAUAGCAGCAAAUAUUACGUGCACAGCAAAAACAUCCCAGUGGUGCAAGGACACGCUAGUUCAUCUCACCACAUAGCUAGUUUCAGCCUUCCUACUUACGAACCCAACCUGCUGAUACCAGCCACAGCAGCGGAGCACAUUGUUGUAACUGCGGCAGACAGCACAGGCAGCGGCCCCACCGCCUCCUUCCAGAGCAGCCAAAUCCUAAGCCACAGAAGCAACGUUUCUCUACUGGAACCUUACCAAAAAUGUGGACUGAAAAGAAAAAGUGAAGAGGUGGACAGCAACGGUAGCGUACAAAUUAUUGAUGAACGGCCACCUCUGAUGCUUCAAAACAGAACUGCGGUGGGUGCUGCUGCCACAACCACCACUGUAACCACUAAAAGCAGCAGUUCAAGUGGUGAAGGGGACUAUCAGCUUGUUCAACAUGAAAUCCUGUGUUCUAUGACUAACAGCUAUGAGGUCUUGGAGUUUUUGGGCAGAGGGACAUUUGGUCAGGUAGCGAAAUGCUGGAAACGGAGCACCAAGGAAAUUGUAGCCAUUAAGAUUUUGAAGAACCAUCCUUCCUAUGCUAGGCAAGGACAAAUUGAAGUGAGUAUCCUCUCUCGGCUAAGCAGCGAAAAUGCAGAUGAGUUCAAUUUUGUGCGCUCUUAUGAGUGUUUCCAGCACAAAAAUCAUACCUGCCUUGUUUUUGAAAUGCUGGAGCAAAAUCUUUAUGACUUCCUGAAGCAAAACAAAUUCAGUCCCUUGCCGCUAAAAUACAUACGGCCUAUCCUACAACAAGUGGCCACAGCCCUAAUGAAAUUGAAAAGCUUAGGGCUGAUCCAUGCAGAUCUUAAGCCAGAAAACAUCAUGCUUGUAGACCCAGUGCGUCAGCCUUACCGUGUGAAGGUCAUAGACUUUGGAUCUGCCAGUCAUGUGUCGAAAGCGGUGUGUUCCACCUACUUGCAGUCUCGAUAUUACAGAGCUCCUGAAAUCAUUCUUGGAUUGCCAUUUUGUGAAGCAAUUGACAUGUGGUCACUUGGUUGUGUCAUAGCAGAGCUUUUCUUGGGGUGGCCUCUUUACCCUGGAGCAUCAGAGUAUGAUCAGAUUAGGUACAUAUCCCAGACUCAGGGACUUCCUGCGGAAUAUCUUCUCAGCGCUGGGACAAAGACCUCAAGAUUUUUUAACAGAGAUCCUGAUCUGGGCUACCCCUUAUGGAGAUUAAAGACACCAGAAGAACAUGAAAUGGAAACUGGGAUAAAAUCUAAAGAAGCACGGAAGUACAUCUUUAACUGCUUAGAUGAUAUGGCGCAGGUGAAUAUGUCUACAGAUCUAGAAGGCACAGAUAUGUUGGCAGAGAAGGCAGACCGGAGAGAGUAUAUAGAUUUGCUGAAGAAAAUGUUGACUAUUGAUGCAGAUAAGAGGAUAACUCCACUGAAAACCUUGAACCACCCCUUUGUCACUAUGACACACCUGCUGGAUUUUCCACACAGCAACCACGUAAAGUCCUGUUUUCAGAAUAUGGAAAUCUGCAAGAGGAGAAGCAAUAUGUACGAUGCAGUGAAUCAGAUAAAGAGUCCGUUCACCACUCACGUUGCUCCUAACACAAGCACAAACUUAACUAUGAGCUUUAAUAACCAGCUGAACUCUGUGCACAACCAAGCUAGCGUGCUGGCAUCUAGCUCAUCUGCUGCGGCUACUCUUUCACUGGCUAACUCUGAUGUCUCAUUACUUAACUAUCAGUCGGCACUUUACCCACCCUCUGCUGCUCCGGUCACUGGAGUUGCACAGCAAAGUGUGUCACUGCAGCCCGGAACAACCCAACUUUGCACUCAGACAGAUCCAUUCCAGCAGACUUUCAUUGUCUGCCCGCCAGCUUUUCAAGCUGCUGGGCUUCAAGCAACCACCAAACAUUCCGGCUUUCCUGUUCGUAUGGACAAUAGCGUUCCGAUAGUGCCACAAGCCCCGGCUACACAACCUCUUCAGAUCCAGUCAGGAGUCUUGACACAGGGAAGCUGUACCCCACUAAUGGUAGCAACUCUUCAUCCACACGUAGCCACCAUCACGCCGCAGUAUGCGGUGCCAUUUACCCUGAACUGUGCAGCCGGGCGGCCGGCGUUAGUUGAACAGACUGCUGCAGUACUGCAGGCCUGGCCUGGUGGGACGCAACAAAUUUUACUUCCAUCCGCGUGGCAGCAGCUUCCUGGGGUUGCCCUUCACAAUUCUGUUCAGCCAACUGCUGUUAUUCCAGAGACCAUCGGAAACAAUCAGCAGCUCACAGACUGGCGAAACGCACAUUCUCAUGGGAAUCAGUAUAGCGCAUUGAUGCAGCAGCCAUCUUUACUGACGAACCACAUGACCUUAGCUGCCGCUCAGCCCUUAAAUGUGGGGGUUGCUCAUGUCGUUCGACAGCAGCAGAAUGGCAACAUGUCCGCAAAGAAAAACAAGCAACAGCACGUUCAGAAUAAUGCCAAGACACUCUCUGCUCUGGAUAUCAUCCCUUCUCAAGUCUACUCGUUGGUGGGAAGUAGCCCUCUUCAUGCCACGCCUUCCUAUAAUCCACUCCUUCCAAUCCAAGAGCAGCGCCAGCCUAUUGUUAUUCCAGAUACACCUAGUCCGCCAGUGAGUGUUAUUACCAUUCGCAGUGAUACUGAUGAAGAAGAAGAUACCAAGUAUAAGCCAAUAAGCAAUUCUGCUAUGAAGCUGAGAUCUAAUGUCAUAAGCUAUGUGACGGUCAAUGACUCUCCUGAUUCAGACUCCUCUGUGAACAGCCCUUACUUAGCAGACCACCUUGCUACAUUAAAUGGCAUGCCGGGCAUUUUUGAACUUCCAACUAAUAGAGGCACUCAUAGCCAGCACACCAGCUCUCGAACAAUUAUUGUGCCACCGCUAAAGACACAGGUUCAUGACUACACUGUGGAUACCCAAAUAUCUGGCAUCUUGAGUAAUAGCGGGAAAGUAAAAAGUUCCACCGCUUCAAAUGGACAAUCAUCCAGUAGCUGUAUUACUCAAACGGGUUAUCGCUCACACCGCAUGGUAAAUGGAGUACAGCCUCUCAACCUCAGCCAGAACCAGCCGUCGGCUAUGAUGGGAACCCAGGAGAGAAACAUGAACCAGUCUUCUCGCAGACAACAAGCCUAUGUUGCACCGCUCCCAUCUAUCUCUCAGGCACCAUUCACUUUUCAGCAGAGCAGCCCCUUACAUUCCACUGUUCAUCCCCACCUUGCAGCAGCGGCAACAGCCACCAGCCAUUUAGCGAGCCAGCCUCAUAUGUAUACCUACGCCCCUACUACUGCUGCAUCCCUGGGAUCCACCACAUCUAUUGCUCACCUGUUCUCCCCUCAGGGAUCCUCAAGGCACACCACAUAUGCUACACAUCCUAGUACUCUGGUACACCAGGUCCCAGUCAGUGUGGGACCCAGCCUGCUGACCUCUGCCAACUUGGCACCUGCACAGUACCCUCAUCAGUUUGCAGCCCAGUCAUAUAUUGGUGCCUCCAGGGGUUCCGCGAUUUACACUGGAUACCCUCUAAGUCCAACCAAUAUUAACCAGUACUCAUACCUAUAAUAAAGACUGCACGCUUUUUAAGGAUUGACUGUUAUACAGCGAGAUUCCCAAGAAGCAUGCUUGAAAUAAGUGGAACUCUUCCGUAAUAAUGACUGCAUUCUUGUAGUCACGUAAGCUUGUUCAGUGUUAAGUUUUUCUGUGGUUUGAGUCUCUCCUUCGUAGCAUUCUCUUGUAUUGUUUCUUCACAGUUAAAGGACACAUCAUGCUAGAAAUUUGGGCUUCUGUACUUGGAGGGAUAGUUAUUGACUGUGAUUAUUAUACAUUAUCUUGCUACAAUCUUAAAUUUUUUCAAGCUAUUUUAGUCAGUAUAUUUAAGGGAUUUUUAUUAUUUUAGACCUGUAUAUUUGCAGUUUAGUUUUUAAGUAUAGAAAAUUAAGUUUGAUCUUUUAAACAUUUUAAUGUUUAAUUUUAAAUGUUUUAGAAAACAUUUUUUUUUCUUGCUUUUAUGUUAAAAAACAAAAGUUCCUUUUUGUUCCUCACAAAGUGUUUAAAAAGUAAAAAAAAUAGCUGCUUUGUUUACCUACUAUAUUGCAAGAGUUAACUAUUUGUUUCCUAUUUUCAUUAAUAGCAUUAUUUCAUUAAUAUUUUGUUUUCCCAAUAAGAAAAUCUGUUUAAUUUAUUUUAGUUGGCACAAACAUUUACAUUUUCAAUCACAAAGAUGUGUUGGCAAAGUGUGAUGCAUUUUUACAGUGUUAACCACACUGGUAUCUGCAUUAGAUCAAUCAAACCUUUGGAAAAUGUUUAUUGGCAAUUUGUUUGAUAGCAUUUAAAUAGCUGAAGUUCAUAUAUAUUCUGAUAGCAAUAUAAUAAAACCACAGAAAUCGGA
Bombina bombina (fire-bellied toad) is the source of this 5054-nucleotide messenger RNA. RefSeq names its product homeodomain interacting protein kinase 1 (gene HIPK1). The record is from RefSeq and is a predicted model, not a curated record. Gene Ontology annotation, molecular function: protein serine/threonine kinase activity; protein tyrosine kinase activity; ATP binding. NCBI's taxonomy places the organism in Eukaryota, Metazoa, Chordata, Amphibia, Anura, Bombinatoridae. Gene Ontology annotation, biological process: intrinsic apoptotic signaling pathway in response to DNA damage by p53 class mediator; peptidyl-threonine phosphorylation; peptidyl-serine phosphorylation. The transcript is spliced from 17 exons. Gene Ontology annotation, cellular component: cytoplasm; PML body; nucleus. The coding region runs from base 557 to 4228 and encodes 1223 amino acids.